ACAUCAGCUGCUGUUGCUUCAUCCUCUGCUGCGCUCUCCACCUCGUCGCUCGAGGACUUUACAUUUUCUUCUCCUGCUUCUGAUACGCCACACAGCGCCACCUAUCGCAAUUCUACUACAAUAGCGAAUCGCCAUGUCGCCAGCAUCCUUAAGCCCAUCCAAUAUGUGCCGCUUAAGUCUAAGCGCGCACGCUCUGCCGUCAGCGUUAUUUUGCCCGCCGAGGUGCUUCGUAAGCCGAAGGAACCGAUUAUCAUUAUCGACGAUGUGGAAGAGUUUGAUAGUGGCACCGAUCGUGAACGCGAUUUGGCCGCCAUGGCGACUGUUGAUGACAAAAGCGAAGAUUACUCACACGAUGAGCCGAUGGAACCGCGAGUGUUGCCACUGCGCCCGGUGUUGCCAAAUCCCUAUGAAGAUGAGGAAAUGUCUGUCGUGUAUGCGGAGCAGCAUUCAGAGAUACGAUUGAUGUGCGAAGUGGAUUUGGAUAUAGCGUCGAGCACGUGGUACAAAAAUGGGCAGGUGGUGCACGCCAUGGAUCGCACCUCACGCGCCACCGAUUAUCGUUUCAUUAAAGAGCCAAAUGGUGCACUCACCAUCACAAAUGUAAUGCUCGAGGACGAUGGCAAGUGGCAAUGUGAAGCGGAGAAUUCGCGCAGAUACACCGAGAAUGCGAGACCCGUAAAAUUGGUGGUGUUAGAUCGUCCAAAGCCACCAUAUUUGCUGAUCGAUUCACGGCGCCUAGAUGCAGGCAAUAUUUUUGUGCCAGUCAAAGAGAAUUCCGAAUUGAAUUUAGCGUGCGUCAGCGAGGGUGGUAAUCCGAAACCGACACUCACCUGGGAAGUACUACUCAGUCCGGGUGUGGACCGGCAUGCACAGAAAGUGUCCGCCGAGGUAUUGGAGUUGGAAGAGGUGAAGAAUGAUAAGGAUAAAAACUCAUACAAAAUCAAUAGCGGCGCGAAAAGUGAGGCCCGCUUGCCGGCCGUCUAUCGAGCCCAUCACAAUGCUCGCAUUCUGUGCGUUAUGGAGCAUCCGACGUUGAAAAUACGCCAAAAUGCAUCGCUGCUGCUCGACGUGCAAUAUACGCCCUCAUUUGCUAUUUCACGCACACCUGGUUUCGGUUAUCCGCUGCGCGAAGGCAUUGAAGUUUCGCUUAAAUGCGAUGUUGACUCGAAUCCGCCAAGUACGCCGCGCUGGCAGAAGGACGAUGGUGAUACGCCGGUCCCCCAAACUGGCGAUGGUUUCCUAAACUUUACAUCGAUACGACACGAACAUUCCGGCUGGUAUAAAUGCACGUCACGACAUUUGAACUUUCAAUACUCAUCGAUUGGCUACUAUUUGAGUGUGAGAUAUGAUUCCGUUGACGUCACAUCCGAGCCAGACGAUCAAGACGUCUCCGUUGCAGCGGCAUCACAUAACCCCAACAAAGGUCAACUGGAGGUGCAACUAGGUGGCGCAGUGACGUUGCAGUGUCCACAAGGUUCCUUAGGCUGCUGGUCGCACUUAGAUCCGGUAACUGCUCGCUUACGUGGUCUGGGCCAUGGCCUCACCACACCCACCGGUCAAUUUUCACUCAAAGAUGUUGUCUAUCAUGAUGCGGGCACCUAUAAGUGCAUAGGUCAAUCGCCUACGAAUAAAAAGAAGCUGGAAGUGCUGCAGACGGUGGGCGUCACGGUAAAAGGCUCUCCCACUGUUGUGGCGCGCAAUGCCACACCUGUCGCCUACCCAGGCUCACCGCUGCAUCUUGCUGUGGAAUUUUGCGCCAAUCCGCCAGCGCAUGCGGCCCGCUGGCUGCACGGUGAUCGCGUCUACACGCCCGGCAAUCAAUAUGGCAGCACUGUUUUGGCCUACGGCGUAACGGAUUUGCCCACACCCUACUGCAAGGAGGCGCGUCUCACCUACGUCAGCAUGCAUGAGCGUGUGCCGCGCACUUUCUACUUCAUUGUUUCUUCGCCUGGUGGUGUUGCCGAGGCGAUCUUCAGAGUGAAUUUCACUAUGCGCUAUCGCGCCGUCACCAAUGCGGUAGACGAUGAGGAGGAGGAGUUAAGCGAGCCGGAGGAGAUCCACUUUCCGGUAUUUGGUGCGGGUGCGACGGCGCGUAGUGCGCGGCGGGAGAGUAGAGUGGGUGCGACGGCAGCGUGUGUGCUCACGACACUAACGCUGCUCUGGAAUGAAGCGCGCAUGCGCAGUAGGCGCGGUUGGAGUUAGGUGGGCGUUUGACGUGUAUGUUUUUGAUUUUAUUAAAGGGAAUUUUUUAUUUUUUUCUUUUGUUUUGUUAUAAACUAACGCAACUCUAAACUUAGCUUGUAAUUGUCAACUGAAUGUCAAAAGCAAAAAGUAUUAGCAAAUACUAAAAAAAUACAAUUACUAUUAACUACUAAACUACUAUGUAUAACUAUAUGCUAAUAUAUAUCCUAAACCUAAACCUUACUAAGUAUCUAGGAGUAUACUUCACAAAAAAAAAAAAAAAGAGAAAGAAAUUUUGAAAAUUUUCGAAAAUGAAUAUGUGUGCUAUCCUAUCCUAAUCUAUAUUGUAUACAUACCCCAAUUACAUACAUAUAUGUAUGUGCAUACGUGCAUGCAUAGCAAUCUAAGUACAUACAUAAGUACUUGUAAAAACAAAGACGUUAUUGUAGCAUUGAACUAUGUAUCUAUGAACACAACUUAACCCCCCGCUAGCCAAGUGUAACACUACUUACUAACUAGUUAAGUAACUACUUUGAUAAUUAGUUUUCUAAGAUUGCGAUUGUUUUAGGUUUACUAGCUACAUACAUAACUACACAAAUAUCAACUAUCAAUCUACCUAUUAAGCAUUUCAGUGUUAAGCGUGUAGUCGUCUGGUCAGUGAUUUAGCGUCACUAGCUACCUAGCUCCUAAAAAUAAGCUAAAGCGAUUUUUUGCAACAUUAAUUAAACGUUAUAAAAUAACGCUUCGCCUACUUUUUUUUUGUAAGUUUUAAGUCACGCUUGGCCAGCUUAUGCACUUUUCUGAGCAUAUUUUUUGGCUAAAGGUUUGUUUGUAGUAUCACAGAGAGCUAAAUAGCAUGUAUGUGUAAGUCCUUUAAAGGAGAUUUUAUAAUCCUAAACUGGCUGCCAAAUUAAAUUAAGUAGAUUAAUGUCCAUAGAAAAGCGAAAGUAUUUUAAGCUAAUUUUUUAAUUAGUUUGAUUUAAUGUUAUGUUCCUAAGGAUUUCAUUAUUAAUUUUUAUUUCUUAAAAAA
This is a messenger RNA of Rhagoletis pomonella (apple maggot), 3211 nucleotides long. RefSeq lists its product as uncharacterized. The annotation marks the transcript as partial. Gene Ontology annotation, cellular component: cell-cell junction. The transcript has 11 exons. Gene Ontology annotation, molecular function: cell adhesion molecule binding. NCBI's taxonomy places the organism in Eukaryota, Metazoa, Arthropoda, Insecta, Diptera, Tephritidae. The record is from RefSeq and is a predicted model, not a curated record. Gene Ontology annotation, biological process: cell-cell adhesion.